AUGGAGCGGCUGAUCCUGUGCGUGCUCCUGUGCGUGCUCCUGUGCGGUGCUCUGGCGAAGGGCUACAGUUGUCCCGGCCGCUGCAUCUGCCAGCACCUGUCGCCCACCCUGACGCUCCUCUGCGCCAAGACGGGACUCCUCUUCGUGCCGCCCACCAUCGACCGCAAGACGGUGGAGCUGCGACUCACCGACAACUUCAUCACCGUCAUCCGCAGGAAGGAUUUCUUCAACAUGACCAGCUUGGUGCACCUGACUUUGUCGCGCAACACCAUCAGCCAGAUUACUCCGCAGGCCUUUGUAGGCCUCCGCUCGCUGCGGGCGCUGCACAUGGAUGGAAACCGCCUGAGCGCCAUCAGGAGCGACCAUUUCAAAGGCCUGAACAACCUGCGGCACCUCAUCCUCGGAAACAACCAGAUCCACCAGGUCGCCGCUACGUCCUUUGACGAGUUUGUCUCCACCAUCGAGGACCUGGAUCUGUCCAACAACAACCUGCGGACCCUGCCUUGGGAAGCCAUAGCCCAGAUGACUAACAUCAACACGCUCACCCUGGACCAUAACCUGAUCGACCACAUCGGAGCAGGUACCUUUACCCUGCUCACCAAGCUGGUCCGCCUGGAUAUGACGUCCAACCGGCUGCAGAAGCUGCCGCCCGAUAGCCUGUUCCAGCACGCUCAGGUGCUGUCCGACGCCAAGGGCUCCAGCUCGUCCACUCUGGCCGUCAGCUUCGGGGGCAACCCGCUUCACUGCAACUGCGAGCUGCUCUGGCUCCGUCGGCUGACCCGCGAAGACGACUUGGAAACUUGCGCCUCGCCCGACCACCUCAUGGACAAGUACUUCUGGUCCAUACAAGAAGAGGAGUUCAUCUGCGAACCGCCACUGAUUACCAAACACCUUACCACCAAGCCUCACGUGAUGGAAGGGCAAGGGGUCACCCUCAAGUGCAAGGCGGUCGGCGAUCCCGAGCCAAAGAUCCACUGGCGUUUGCCCGACGGCAAGCUGGUCCACAACAACUCCCGCACCAUCCUGUAUGAAAACGGCACCCUCGAUAUUCUCAUCACCACCCUGAAGGACAGCGGGGCCUUCAACUGCGUGGCCUCCAACGCGGCGGGCAUCGCCACGGCUGCCGUGGAGAUCAACAUGAUACCGCUGCCGCUGUUCGUCAACAACACGGGCCACAUGCGCGAAGACCCGGGCCUGUCCGACAUCACCACCUCGUCCAAGUCGGGCAACGACACCAAGCACAAGCAGGGCAGGAGAGUGGUGGUGACCGAGCUGACCUCGUCGUCGGCCGUCAUCCGAUGGCCGUCUGAGCGUCACAUCCCUGGAAUCAGAAUGUACCAAAUCCAAUACAACAGCACCGCUGACGACACGCUGGUGUACAGGAUGAUCCCGCCCACCAACAAGGAUUUCCAGAUCAACGACCUGGCGGCCGGACGCGAGUACGACCUGUGCGUGCUAGCCGUGUACGACGACGGCGUCACGUCGCUGACGGCCACGCGCGUGGUAGGCUGCAUCCAGUUCCACACGAACAACGAGGUCAGCCCGUGCCGAUUCAUGCACAGCCAGUUCCUGGGGGGCACCAUGAUCAUCAUUAUCGGCGGCAUCAUCGUGGCGUCCGUCCUGGUCUUCAUCGUCAUCCUCAUGAUCCGCUACAAGGCCUACGUCGGGCCAGAGGACACCAAGGCCAAGGCGGGCCCCGGCGUCCGAUCGCAGUCCAACGGCAGCCACCAACGACUGCAGCGCUCGGCAUCCGGUCAGGCUUCGGACGAGGGCCAGCGCGAGGGCUCCAAGGAAUGCAUGGCGCUGGUUCCGAAGGUGGACCGUGACAAGAAAGAGGACACCAGAGCCUUAGUGGCCGUCGGGGCGCCCUCCGCCGUCCCGGACGUGGAACUGCCUCCGUCGAGGAAGCGAAGGAGCAGCCUGCCGCCGGAGGACACGCAGACGGACAGCAGCCUGACGGGCUCCACCAUGUCGCUGUGCCUCAUCGCCCCGAAUGCCGGCUCGGCCGAGGCGCCGCGCUUCGUGGACAAAAAGGGACUCCUGGCCAAUGCCGGGCUGCUGAUGCCCGGCGAACUGGCGCGAACUCGGCACAGGUUCUCCUUCGACGGAGGGGACUACUCCAUAUUUCAGAGCCACAGUUACCCGCGGCGGGCCAGGACGAGGUGGCACCGCUCCACCAACCAGCUGGACGCCGAGUCGUCGCCCCUGGCCAACCGCCGGGUGACGUUCAGCAGCACCGAGUGGAUGCUGGAAAGCACCGUGUGAGCCGACAUGCCGCCAAACAGACAAAAAGUACAUUGGCCAUUCAUCCCGCCUUGCCAUUACACACGCCAGAGAGGUUUGUCAGCAAUCUGCGCCUCGUUUUUUCUUUCCCCAUUUCAGUUGGCAAUUGAAAAUCCAAACAAUGAGAAUAGAACUAAUUAUUUCUUCUCUAGUUUUUUUUUUUGUUUGGUUUUAAUUCAACACACAGGUGUCAAACUCACCCGUAAAGUUUACAGUGCAUUUCAGCUGAAGACUCACAUCUUGUCCUUAGAUUAUUGUUUUUCAAAGUAAAAGCACAGCAAAUGUUUUUAUUCCGAUUCAACACAAAGAUCAUUCGGGUUUAAUAGAAAACUACAGAAGUCAAAGAAUAAUUACUGUAAAAAAAAUAAAAUAAAAGUAGUCUCCAAAUGAUAAAUUGAUUAUUCAAAAAAGAAUAGAUUAAUUUCGUAAUCUACUGUUAGUUGUUUGAUUCAUCUUUGCACCUUUGACCAAAUGUAAACCAAACUCAACUUAAAACCGACAAACGACAUAAAACAUGAUUUAUUCACCCCGAAAAUUAAUUAUAAUAAUAAUCAGCCAUUCUUUCAUUUUUUGUAUUUCAAUUGCCAAUUGAAAAUGGGAAGAAGGAAUAACGUGCGGAUUGUCAGCCUAUGUUUCUUUAACGCAGCAGUGCCUUAAUUCUCACCAACGGAACAAAAAAAGUACAAAUGGAGGAUGCUGCUCGCUGUCGUCAAAAAAAAACAACCACAAAAAACUCUCGUCAUUCCUUUGACGAUUUGUUUGUUUACCCGUCCGUCCGUGUGAGGUUUGUAUGUUUUUUUUCUUUCAUUGUUCAAAAAAAAAGAGAAAAAAAAGCGCAACUUUCAAGUGAACAGCAACACAAAAAAACAUUUGUGCACAGAAGACACGAAGAUACGAGGACAUGUAUCAACACCAAGUAAUAAUUUAACGGGUUUAAAAAAAAAAAAAGAAAAACGUAUUUUACACGUUUCUUAACAGUGACGGGAUUCCUCCUCGCUU
This is a messenger RNA of Syngnathus typhle (broad-nosed pipefish), 3282 nucleotides long. It is a transcript of the gene lrfn1, whose product is annotated as leucine rich repeat and fibronectin type III domain containing 1. The record is from RefSeq and is a predicted model, not a curated record. The transcript is spliced from 2 exons. Gene Ontology annotation, molecular function: protein binding. Bases 1 to 2265 code for a protein of 754 amino acids. Lineage: Eukaryota; Metazoa; Chordata; Actinopteri; Syngnathiformes; Syngnathidae.